AGGACAGCUGCUAAGAUGGAGAGGCUUCAGGUUGACAUGGAAACACAUUAUGCUGAGGUGGUUGUAGAAGUGGGAAGCAUCACUUUUGGAGAGGAGUAUAGGAAGAACAUGACCGACAGUCAUUUGAAAAGGACACAGAAUUCUAAAAUCAUCCAAGCCAUAUGUGCACUGUUAAAUUCAGGCGGGGGAAUCAUCAAAGCUGAGAUAGAUAACAGAAGCUACAAUUACCGAUGUGAUGGAUUUGGUCAAGAUUUAGAAACAUCCUUUCAGAAGCUUCUGCCUUUGGCUUCACAGGAGUUCCUUGACUACAUGCAACAAGACCAGAAUUUUUUCAUUUUUGUGAAACCCUGGAUCGUGAAGACUGCUGGCCCUCAACUACGAAUCUGUAGUUUAUCCUCAAAUAUAUUCCAAAGAGAUGUAACUUGCGCUGUCAACCUAACUGCAAGCAGGGCAUUAGAACUUCUGAAGGAGAAACAAUCAAAAAUCCAAAGAGGAAGAGAAAAUCUCCGAGACUGGCAUCCCAAGAAAGUUCUUGUGAGCAAAGUGCAGGAAGAGGAAGAUAUAAGGUUGUUUGCCUCAGAAUUUUUAAAAAAGGACCAGCUUUUGUACAAGGAGAAACUCAAUUUUACUGAGUCAACUCAUGUUGAAUUGAAAAGGUUCACAACCAAGAAGAUUGUGCCUAGGAUAAAAGAGAUGCUGCCCCGUUAUGUUUCUGCAUUUGCAAAUACCAAAGGAGGAUACUUAAUUAUUGGGGUGGAUGAUAAGACCAACGAAGUAUUUGGAUGCAAAAGAGACAGAGUAGACCCCGUCAUACUGGAAAAGGAGAUAGAAUGCUGCAUAAGAAAACUGCCCGUCUUCCAUUUUUGCUCUGUGAAGCCAAACAUCAAUUUCACAACCAAAAUCAUCGAUGUGUAUAAUAAUAAUAGCCUCUAUGGUUAUGUCUGUGUGGUCAAAGUAGAGCCCCUCUGCUGUGUUGUCUUUGCAGAAGCCCCAGGUUCCUGGGUCAUGAGAGAUAACUUUGUUGAAAGACUGAAAGCUGAGGAAUGGGUGUCCAGAUUAAUGGAUAUUCAACCAGCUCAUUCCAGUUUGGCUCUGGACAAUGACCAGUCAGCGACUAAUCCACUCUGCAGAUCAGCAUGUUCAGAACGAGCCCAGCUCCAUAAGAGGACGCUGCAGCAAAGUUUGCUUUCAGUAACCCCACAGGAGAUAGGAUUCAAGCCACAGUCCCUCUGCAAGGAGCUGUUCUUGGAGUAUGAUGGACUAGAGAAGCUAAUGAGGAAGAAGACCCAUCAUUUUUCUCAGGGGAUCCUGCUAUUUUCAAGGAGCUGGGCUUCUGACAUUGGCUUAAGGAAGGAUGAUGGAGUCCUGUGUGAUGCUCUCCUUGUCGCAGUCAAUAGUCCCCCCAUACUUUAUACUAUAGUCUGGGGACCUGCUAAGAUGGAUGCACUUGAAUAUUGCAGACUUACUGCUCUUGGGCUAAAGCAGAAACUUGCCAAUGUGGGGUGUUACACUGGAAAAGUGUGCAUCAUUCCGCAGCUGUUGCACCUGCCUGGCCCUCAGUGUGGGAUCAUUCAAGUACAGUACCCCCAAUCCUAUGUCCUAGCUACAGAAUAUGAAUUGGAAGACUUGCUGCAAUCACUUGUUAUAGUCUUGCUGUGCUUUACCUCUCUUUUAAGUGACCAGCUCGGAUGCCAAUUUUUGAACCUGCUUGCAGCUGACCAGUCUAAGCUGCUUUCACAAAGCCUCCAGGAAACCAGGGAGUUAUUUAUCCUUUGCCUGCCAGGAACCCGGAAAACUGCCAUAGUCAUCAAAAUCCUGGAAGAGAUUAGGAGCGUGUUUCACUGUGAAACAAAAGAAAUUCUCUACCUUUGUGAAAACGACUCCCUAAGAGAAUUUGUAAGUCAGCAAAGUAGUUGCCAAGCUGAGACCCGGAAAACUUUCAUGAGAAGAGAGUUUCCAAAGAUUAAACACAUAAUAAUAGAUGAAGCUCAGAAUUUCUGCAAUGAUGAUGGAGAUUGGUACGCAAAAGCUAAGAACAUCAGCCAUCCAAAAGAUGAGGAGGCUGGAAGGAAGAACCCCCACCGAGGGAUUCUGUGGCUCUUUGUAGACUCUUUUCAAGCGAGUCGUGUGGGAGACAGUGGCCUUCCACUUUCACUAAUGCAAUAUCCAAGAAAAAACCUCACUCGAGAGCUCUAUAACGCUCUAGAAAUAGCGAUGGUUAUGAAACAAGAAAUGAAGAAGAUCAAAGAAAACCAACCUGGACACAUGCCUCCUGAGUCAUUGGCAUUAUUUAGGGAAGAUCUAUAUGAGGAGGCUAUCCAUGCUUACACUCUACCUGGAGUAUGUGAAAAAGAAAGAGAUCUGACGGAGGCAGAACUGGCAAAUUAUGUGGCAAGAAGAUGUCAGAGUCUCUUCCAAAAUGGCUAUUCUCCUAAAGAUAUUGCUAUUUUGUACAGUAGGGGUCAGGACCGAGAACGCUAUGAGCUUAUUCUUCAAACAAUGAUAAAAUCGAUCAGGACCCAUAGGACAGUAGAAGUUGGAUUCAGCAGGGCAUCUGGUGUUUUAGGUAGCUCUAUCAUUCUAGACAGUAUUCAACAGUUUUCAGGCCUGGAGAGAAAUAUUGUGUUUGGUCUCAUUCCAUCCUGUUCUGGGCCUGAGGUUCCCGAAAAUCUCUUGCUCUGCUUUGCAUCCAAAGCUGUUAAGCACCUAUAUCUGCUAUAUGAAAAGAGAAAGGACCUGUGA
Trichosurus vulpecula (common brushtail) is the source of this 2742-nucleotide messenger RNA. Its product is annotated as protein SLFN14-like. The transcript is spliced from 4 exons. The coding region runs from base 16 to 2742 and encodes 908 amino acids. NCBI's taxonomy places the organism in Eukaryota, Metazoa, Chordata, Mammalia, Diprotodontia, Phalangeridae. The record is from RefSeq and is a predicted model, not a curated record.